CUUCUUUACAAUUAUCUGAAAAUUAUGGUGAAACUGUGAAUAUUUGUGAAACAUACAGUUUUUACUCUACACAUUUCUGUUUUUUCCAGUUUUUUGUAAUUUUUUAACCUUAAAAAUUUUCAAUGUUUUAUUGUUAAUUAUUUUAGCCUGAAUUUUGCGAUUUUUGGAUUUUUUAAUUUUCUCAUUUACCUUACUAGACAAUUUUGGAUAAUUUACUAUCUUUUAAAAUAAAAUAAUGGCAGUAUAUGGAUUUAAUUCACCGAAUGUGCAAGGUGUAAGUACACCUUUAUCUGGUUUGUCUCAUUCGCCCCUGUCUGCUAGGCAACAAUCACCUGUUACUAGUUACGUUGUUCCAGGUGGUUCACCUGUUAAGGUUGUCUCAAGCCCUAACGUAUCAAAAAGUGUAGGGUCUGGAUUUUCACAAACCUCGGGUGUUUUACCCCAAAAUUCACAGGAAACGAGGGAAAUUUCAACAGUUUAUCUACCUCCAAUACGGUACAGAUAUGACAAUGUCACAGGUACUUUGGUCCAGGUUAGUGAUCAAUCACAGAAUGCUAACUUUCCAAGUGGCUCCAAUGUACAGUCACCUUCUGGACCAUUUCCACCUAACUUUAGUCCUCCACUCAGUUCAUUCUCGCCCACAUUUAACAGUAAUUUAUCGCAUUUCCUCAAUUCCAAUCCGUUAAAUCAGACAAACCAGUUUAAUUUUCAGAAUCAGCUAAACCAGAUGAAUGGGCAAAAAGGUAUGAAUUCAUUUUUGAAUCAACCUAUGGGUGGUCCAAAUAGAGUCCCAACACCAAGAAAUGAAGCCUUUAAAUUUCCAAACUUCUCACCUCCAAAUUUCAACAAACCGGUUCAAACUCAGUUUAGUCAACCUAGUGGGCCUCAAUUUAACAGUUUUCAACCAAGUGGAAGCCAGUUUGACCCUGGACUAUUUAAUAAUUCUCAGUUUAGUGGAGCACAGUUUAAGCCCCCCUUUCAAAAUUCACCUCAGUUUAACCAACCAGCUGGACCACAAUUCAAUCAGCCUCCAAGUGGUCUAUUUGGAAACUACAACCACUCAGUUCCCACCUUUGGGAAUGUCCAAAAUCCAUUGAAUACCAGGACACCCGGUGGGGGUAACUUCCACCGAUAUGGAAAUCACUUGUACAUGGAUACUCCAAGAGCUAGAUACGAAGCGGCUGUCAAGGAUUACUAUGACAGGAUGAAUAAUUAUAACAGUUAUCCAACUUUUGGAGGCUAUAAUCCUAAUCCUGGAGGUUUUAACCCUAACUUAAAUGGGUUUAAUCCUAAUUUUAACAGCCAAGGGUAUAACGGGUUUACCCCGAAUAACUUCAAUGGGACGGAGAAUAGUCCUAUUGGAUUUUCAAAGGCGUUUUCAAAGUUUGAGGACGUUGCUACGAAGUUGUUCACAAACAGUGAUUCGUUAGUUUCCGACAUCAAAAACGCAGCGUUUAAGAUUUUUAACGCAAACUCGCCAGAUUACAUGAGGGCGGUAGUAUUUAAGCUGGAUAGACUUGAAAACGUCCCUGUUAACCCAAAUUCUGUUUCAAAGCUAACCUUCAGUGUUGUGGCUUAUUUUGAUGUUGAUACUGAGAACUACAACAUACAUAAAUCAGAACAACAGUGGGCACUACCCACGGAGACUCAAGGGCUUGUAAACUGCGAUUUAAAAGGGGAAUCUAUUAAAAUUCCCUGGAAAGGAGAGGAAUUUGUGUUUCUAAAAAUACUGGAACAUGUUGGAUACAACAGAUUUGUGUUAGGAAGAUUACAACUCAAACUCGAUACUCUGGUUACUGGGCACCCCUUGAAGGUUACAAUAAUUGGAGAUGACGGAAAGAAUAAAGGCUCAGCAAUACUGGAAUUUGGAAUUGGAGCAGUCUCACUUGAAGAAUUUAACCAGAUGAAUAUGCAGUCCAACAACACCAACGGGGAUUACACUCCAAUGCAUAAUAUGACGAGGAGAGAUCAUGGAAGGGCAAACGGGAACUUUAUGGAUAAGAAUGAGGAGUGGAAGCAGACUAAACUGAGAAACAAGUAUCCUAAAAAAGUAAGUUUAUAUAAAUAA
Molecule: messenger RNA, 2068 nt
Organism: Theileria parva strain Muguga
Lineage: Eukaryota; Apicomplexa; Aconoidasida; Piroplasmida; Theileriidae
Exons: 1
Coding region: 236-2068 (610 amino acids)
Source: RefSeq, a predicted model, not a curated record